UCCUCUGAGCCCGACAAGACGGAUCCAAGCGCAAUGCGUCCGGGAUAACAUACCUAACCCUUGCGACAACCACCCCCGGGUUCUCUCCUCUGGUUUCUGAUGUGAUGCAGCCUGUGUUCCCCCACCGAAACCCCCCGGGUUGCUGCACCCACACGAAUCCGGAACCGAGACAGCUGUCCUUCGGGACAUAGUACCGAAUCACGGAUGCCCGGGUUGAAAUCUCUUCCCUGCCAAGCGACUGUGCAUCACUACACCGCUUCCCAAAAUCAUAGCGUGUUGUGGUCAUGUGGUCGCCCACAUGCGGCUCACGCAGGGAAAUGCAGGUUCAACGUUGCAGGCGACUGCACGUUCCAGGCUUUGAUGUCGCUCCGCUCACUGUGUCCGCCGGCUGGUACCUCUCAUCACUGGCCUCUCGGCUAUCCGAUAUGAUGGCAUCCGCGUCUGUCUUUGCGGGAUACGUAUCCGUGAAUGAGCCCAGUGUCGUUCCCCCACACCUACUGUUCCGGGCUAUCGGGCAGUGAGGUUACCGGGCCCCGGGUUAUGAGAUUUCCACAACAGGACCAAGACCCGGCAGUGUCCGCCAAGCUCCGAGAGCUCCAACGUUAGGUAA
Messenger RNA from Canariomyces notabilis, 610 nucleotides. RefSeq lists its product as uncharacterized. The record is from RefSeq and is a predicted model, not a curated record. The coding region runs from base 205 to 429 and encodes 74 amino acids. The transcript has a single exon. NCBI's taxonomy places the organism in Eukaryota, Fungi, Ascomycota, Sordariomycetes, Sordariales, Chaetomiaceae.